AUGGGAGAAGAAUUAAUUUUGAAAAUUGUAGAUGUUAUCCCUCCAUCAUCAAUGUAAGAUACCGACAACAUUAUCAAAGCAACUGGUGAAUGGUAUACUAAAGAUAAAGAAGCAAAAAUCAUUAUAGAUUUUGGAAAUGCUUUAAUAUCUCUAAUAUCUAUAUGUAAUUUAAUUUAAUUUAAUUAGAAUAGAGAACUAUUAUGCAGAUUAAGUUAAUAUAACACUGAAAGGUGAUAACUCUGAUGAUAUUUAUUAUGAUAAAGUAAUUUGGAAAUAAAAUUUGGAUUGGAAUAAAUCAUUAAGUAUUGAUAUAGAACCACUCUCGCAAGAUAUAUUCAAUUAAAUGAUUGUUGAAGUUAUAAAUUACACUUAGAAGGAUUAUAAGGGAUUAAAAAGAAUUAGAGUUUAUGGGAUUUAAGAUAAAUAAUUAUAUAAUGAAAGGAAAAAACUUGCCAAAUAAUUUAAAAAGGAAUCUAAAGAUAAAUAGAAAGUUUAGAAAGCAUUGUAAAAUCAGGAAAAGAGUGAACAAAAGGAUCAAAAAUAAAAAACUAAAUUAGAUGAAUCCUCAACAAAAAAAAAUUAAUCAUGGGGAUUAUAUAAUAAAUCUUAAAAUCAAACUAAUAAAGGACUUAUUUUUAAAGAUACUAGAGAAAAAUUGAGAAAUAUUCAUAAAAGUCCAUCUCCUAUCAAAGAAGAAAUAGAAUAAUUUAAUUAAACUGCCAUUUAGACACCUAAAUAACUUGAAGGAUUUGAAAAACUUGGGAGUAACAUAAAUGAAUGGAAAAUGGUCAGAUACAAUAUGAAUUAAAUUGAUAAGCAAUUUUUAGAGUUGCAUUAAGAAUGUAAUUUUGCCAUUUAAAUUUUAAUAGUAUAAAAAAGCUCAGGAAUUGUUUAAGAUAGACAACUUAAUGAUUUUAAUUUUGAAGUCCACUGGCUUUAAUGA
Molecule: messenger RNA, 943 nt
Organism: Paramecium pentaurelia
Lineage: Eukaryota; Ciliophora; Oligohymenophorea; Peniculida; Parameciidae
Source: the annotation of a GenBank genome assembly